Molecule: messenger RNA, 3776 nt
Organism: Puntigrus tetrazona (Sumatra barb)
Lineage: Eukaryota; Metazoa; Chordata; Actinopteri; Cypriniformes; Cyprinidae
Product: NACHT, LRR and PYD domains-containing protein 3-like
Molecular function (GO): protein binding
Source: RefSeq, a predicted model, not a curated record
GACUAAAUUUUUGGAUUAAAAUUUUGUUCCAGGAUCAACAAAAUAUGUUAACCCAGGACCUAAUCGAACUCAGCAAAAUUAUAUCAAAUAGUUUACGGUGAAAUAUUUUAUCAAAAUACUGUGUCUCGGCUGGUGGUCACAUGGGUUCACUAGAAGAUUGUACUGCUCAUACUAAUUCAUUAUUUGUGUUCUUCUUGUUUCAACUGUGUGGAUAGGGAUGAUCAAACUAUCCUGCAGCAGGAUACUGACCAAAAAGCAGAUUAUGAACUACAGAGAGCCAAAGAUCAACACAAAAUUAGCGUGAAGAACAAGUAUGACAGCGUUUAUGAGAGGAACAGGAUCUAUGCACAACUCUGUAUCAUACAUGGAGAAAAUGAAGGGGUGAAUGAAGAACAUGAAGUGUUGUGCAUGGAGAAAAAAGCAAGAUUAGAAGAUACUUCAAUCAACUGCAACAACAUCUUUAAAGACCCACCUGGACCAGGAUGUAAGAAAGGCAAAAUAAAGGUAGUUCUUACCAAAGGCAUGGCUGGAAUUGGAAAAACAGUCUCUGUGCAGAAGUUCAUACUGGACUGGGCCGAGGGGAAAGCCAAUCAGGAUGUAGAUUUCAUGUUUGUGCUUCCAUUUCGAGAGAUGAACUUGAUUCAGCAUCAUCAGUACAGUCUUCAUAGACUUGUGCUGGAGUUUCAUCCUGAGCUUCAGGAUCUGGACUCAAAGUUCUAUGAGCAGUGUAAAGUUGUGUUCAUCUUUGAUGGUCUGGAUGAAAGCAGAACUAAGCUUACAUUUUCAGACAGUGAGAAAAUUUCUGAUGUUACUGAGACUUCAUCAGUGGGCAUGUUAAUUUCAAAUGUCAUGAAAGGAGAUCUGCUUCCCUCUGCUUACAUCUGGAUCACCUCAAGACCAGCAGCAGCCAAUCAGAUUCCCUCCAAAAAUAUUGACCGUGUGACUGAGAUUCAGGGAUUUAAUGAGCAUCAGAAGGAGGAAUAUUUCAGGAAGAGGGUCAGUGAUGAAUAUCAAGCAAGCAGAAUAAUUUCACACAUUACAAGAAUAAGAAGCCUCCAAAUCAUGUGCCACAUCCCUGUCUUCUGCUGGAUCUCAUCCACUGUGCUGCAGAAGCUCCUGAAAGAUGAUCUGAAUGCAGAAAUCCCGCAAACUCUGACUGAAAUAUACAUUCACUUCUUACUCUCUCAGAUAAAUGUGGGAAAUCAAAAACAUGAAGAGAGAGAUCCAGAGAAACUCCAACAGCAGUACAACAAAGAAGUGAUCGUUAAACUUGCUGAACUGGCUUUUAAACAACUGAUGAAGGGCAAUGUCAUGUUCUCUGAGGAGGAUCUAAUUGAGAGCGGUAUAGGCAUCACUGAUGGCUCAGUGUAUUCUGGGAUUUGCACUGAGAUCUUUAAAGAGGAAUCUGUGAUUCAUCAAAGGAAAGUCUACAGCUUCAUCCAUCUGAGCUUUCAGGAGUUUCUAGCUGCUUUGUAUGUAUCUCACUGUCAUGUGAUGAACAACAUGGAGCCGUUACAGUUGUUUCUGGAUGAUAAAAAUGAGAAGGACAGACCAAAGAGUAACAGGCGCAGAUCUAAGAAAAUUCCUUUGUUUCAGCUACUAAAAUUAGCAGCUGAUAAGACUAAUCAGACUGAAAAUGGCAACCUGGAUCUUUUUCUGCGGUUCUUGCUGGGCAUCUCACUAGACUCCAACCAGGAACUCUUAAAGGAUCUACUGUCACAGACAGAGGACAACUCAAAGAACAUCAAAGGAUUCAAGCGGUACAUUCAGAACACAAUCAAGACAAAUGACAAUCUUUCAGUCAACAAAUGCAUCAAUCUGUUCCUCUGUUUGCUGGAAAUGAAUGAUCAGACUCUGUAUCAAGAAAUUCAGGAGUUUGUGAAAUCAGACAAAAAGUCAGAUAUGUAUCUCUCUUCUGCUCACUGUUCAGUGAUAGCCUUUGUGCUUCAGAUAUCAGAGGAGGUGCUGGAUGAGUUUAACCCUAUGGAAUACAAAACAACAGAGGAGGGGAGAUGGAGAUUGAUCCCAGCUGUGAUAAACAGCACAAAAGCUCUACUUGGUAGAAUGCGUAUUUCUAUUCAGCAGUGUGACAGUUUGUCUUUAGCUCUACGCUCAUCAAACUCUUGCCUGAAACAGCUGGACUUGAGUAACAAUAACCUACAGGACUCAUCAGUGAAGCUGCUUGCUGCUGGACUGAAGAGUUCACACUGUCAGCUAAACAUACUGAGACUUGCUAGAUGUCAUCUGUCCCAUCAGUGCUGUGAAAGUUUGUCUUCAGCUCUUCUGUCAUCAAACUCUCUAACAGAGUUGGACCUGAGUAAUAAUGCCCUGCAGGAUUUAGGAGUGAAUCUGCUUUCCGCUGGACUGAAGAAUUCAAACUGUAAACUGAAUAUACUAAGACUGGUCUUCUGCACUCUCACUGAUCAGUGCUGUGAAAGUUUGUCUUCAGCUUUACAAUCAUCAGACUCUCAGCUCAGAGAGUUGGACCUGAGCAACAAUGACUUACAGGAUUCAGGAGUUAAGCUGCUCUCUAUUGGCCUGAAGAAUCUAAACUGUCAACUGAACAUACUGAGGUUAUCUGGCUGUAUGUUGACAGAGAAAGGCUGUGAUUAUGUGUCUUCAGCUCUGAGUUCAAACCCCUCACACCUGAGAGAGCUGGAUCUGAGCUACAAUCACCCAGGAGAUUCAGGAGUCAAUCUGCUCUCUGAAAAACUGGAGGAUGCAAAAUACAGACUGGAUAAACUCAAUAUGGAUCAUGGAGGGGAGUUCAGGAUUAAAGCAGGACUACACAAAUAUUUCUGUGAUCUCACACUGGAUCCAAUCACAGCCAACAAAGACCUCAUUCUGUCUGAAGAUAACAAGGUGACAUAUGUGGAAGAGACACAGGCAUAUCCUGAACAUCCAGAGAGAUUUGAAAGGCUUCCUCAAGUUCUGAGUAGAGAGAGUCUGUCUGGACGCUGUUACUGGGAGGUUGAAUGGAGUGGACACACAGAUAUCGCUGUGGCAUAUAAAGGCAUCGGCAGGAGAGGAAAGCGUGCCGACUGCUGGUUUGGAUUCAAUAAUAACUCCUGGUGUCUGGCCUGCAUGUAUGACACGUUCUGUGCCUGGUACAAUUAUCAUGCCACUGACACGCAUGUCUCUUUAAGCUCUUCUAAUAGAAUAGGAGUAUAUGUGGAUGUGUCAGCCGGCAUUCUGUCCUUCUACGAUGUUUCUAAAGCACACAAACUCAUACACAUACACACAUUCAACAACACAUUCACAGAACCUCUCUAUGCUGGAUUCGGGCUUAUAGCUUAUGCAUUUAACUCCACAUUAUCUCUGUGUCAGUCUGAUAACCCUGCGGGUAAUAAUACAGAUGACUGACAUUUUGUAAGUAACAUGCCGAGGUCAACGACCUAUACUUAUUUGUUCUUGUUUCUGGUACCAGCACAGUAAACAAUGGCAUAAUAGGAUAGUUCUGUGAAAACGGCAUGUCCCACAAAUUAUUGAGCUUGUGACGCAUGUAAAGAAAUGAUGGCUAUGUUCUGAUGGCUGGUUCUGCAGCCAAACAUUUUGGAUAGUGAUUAAAGUCUAUUAGUCAUUGUGGGGCUGAUGGGUCAAUUUGAGUAUCUCGAGUACAUAUUCACAAUGUUUAAAUAGUGCUGCUCAACUAUCAUUUUAUUGCAUUUUUUGUUGUAAUUCAGUCAUUUUCUUGUUCUGAAGUACUCUGGGGUUGGGUUUAUUGUAAUCUGUGUGGAGUCAGAAUGCAAUAAAGAUGCAGAUUUUUCUUAAACUUU